AUGUCGACAAUAGCCUCUCCCCGCCCGAGCACCUCAGUUCGCAGUCCGUCUUUGACGCGCACCUCGGUCGACAGCAGCUCCUCGCACCGCCCAUCUCAACCGCCUGCCCGUCGCAACCGCGCCGCCCUCCGCGAAUUUUAUGGCAUCAAGACGCCCCCCAAAGAUAUAAACCAUGACGCAAAGACAUCCGAGGGAACCGCCACAAAUCAGCUCGGACCGGAGGAAGAUGAGACGCUGACGGAACUGGACGCCUCCGACUUCAACGCCGAGGCCUAUGUCGAGAGCCUGCUAGCAAAGGAGGGGCUGAAGGGUGUACUCAAGGUCGAGGCUGACCUGGUAUCGCAGAUUCGAAAUCUAGACAGCGACAGAAAGUCCCUCGUCUACGACAACUACUCCAAACUUCUCUCUGCCACCAGCACUAUUCGCCGCAUGCGCGGUAACAUGGAUCCUCUUGCACCCACAACACACACGCUCGGCCCUGCCAUAUCGCACAUUGCGGAAACGGCCGCUUCCCUGUCGUCGUCAUUACACGAUAACCAUGUCACGAAAGAGGAGGGCCUGGGGCUCAGUAUAAGCAUGGAGCAAAACGGACCAGAAAAAGAAGAGGCUGAAAAGAAGCGAAAGCAGCAAGACACUGUGAGGUGGGUACUCGAUACACCAAGACGACUGCAAACGAUGAUGGACCAGGAGCGUCAGGAGGAAGCGGAAAAGGAUUGGGAAGAAAUCAGCACGAUACUGGACAAGUGGAAAGGCGUUGCUGGUGUACAAGAGAUUAGGGAACAGUGCGAGGCCAUUAUGCAAGAAGGAGAUGAAUCUGGACCUGAGUGA
Exserohilum turcica Et28A is the source of this 828-nucleotide messenger RNA. RefSeq lists its product as uncharacterized. The transcript is spliced from 2 exons. Gene Ontology annotation, cellular component: EARP complex; membrane; GARP complex. Gene Ontology annotation, biological process: Golgi organization; retrograde transport, endosome to Golgi; Golgi vesicle transport. Bases 1 to 828 code for a protein of 275 amino acids. The record is from RefSeq and is a predicted model, not a curated record. Lineage: Eukaryota; Fungi; Ascomycota; Dothideomycetes; Pleosporales; Pleosporaceae.